This is a messenger RNA of Oncorhynchus tshawytscha (Chinook salmon), 2430 nucleotides long. Its product is annotated as rho-related GTP-binding protein RhoG. Gene Ontology annotation, molecular function: GTP binding; protein kinase binding; GTPase activity. NCBI's taxonomy places the organism in Eukaryota, Metazoa, Chordata, Actinopteri, Salmoniformes, Salmonidae. The transcript is spliced from 3 exons. The record is from RefSeq and is a predicted model, not a curated record. Gene Ontology annotation, biological process: small GTPase-mediated signal transduction; regulation of cell shape; cortical cytoskeleton organization. The coding region runs from base 110 to 685 and encodes 191 amino acids. Gene Ontology annotation, cellular component: cell projection; plasma membrane; cell cortex.
CGUUUCCGAAAGUUCCCCGGAUGAAGUUGUGAUUGACUGUUACACGGCUAAGAAGUUGAGCUCUAGUCGAGAGGUGGUUCUGCAGCCCGUGUGUUCUUAGGAAGGCAGAAUGCAGACCAUGAAGUGUGUAGUGGUGGGGGACGGUGCUGUGGGUAAAACAUGCCUCCUCAUCUCCUACACCACCAAUGCUUUCCCAGAGGAGUACAUCCCCACCGUGUUCGACAACUACAGCGCCCAGAUGACGGUAGAUGGUCGCAGCAUCAGCCUCAACCUGUGGGACACAGCCGGACAAGAGGAGUACGACCGCCUCCGUACUCUCUCCUACCCCCAAUCCAACGUCUUCGUCAUCUGUUUCUCCAUCGGGAGUCCUUCCUCCCACGCCAACGUCCGCCACAAGUGGCACCCGGAGGUGUCUCACCACUGCCCCAGCGUGCCCAUCCUCCUAGUGGGGACCAAGAGGGACCUGAGGAGUGAUGGGGAGACAGUGAAGAAGCUGAAGGAGCAGGGUUUAGCUCCCACCACACAGCAACAGGGGAACAGCAUGGCUAAGCAGAUAGGAGCGGUGAAGUACAUGGAGUGUUCUGCUCUGACACAGGAAGGGGUCAGGGAAGUGUUCAGCGAGGCAGUACGGGUCGUGUUGUAUCCCAUUACCAAAAAGAAUGCCAAGAAGUGUGUACUGUUGUAAUGGAAUGGGUUGGUGACUGGGACACGGAUGGAGAGAGUGAGGAGAAAAGACUGGAGAGAGACUAUGACGGGGAGCAAGUUUGAGUUUGUUGGAGGAGAUGGACUCAGGCCCCUCUGCCUGUAAAGACUCUUGAUUCAGCUCACUUCUCUCCUUCCUCCAGUACCCUCAAAAUCAAAUCAGGACCUCAAAGCCAGUUCCACUGCAUUUAUUUUGUUCCUUCUUACUCUCUAAUCAGGGAAAGCUUUAGACCUGGGACACCAGGUGUGAGCAAUUCAUAAUCCGGCAGAACUGAAAACCAGUUGUAGUCUGGACCUCGUAGGGUCAGAGUUGAAUACCCUGUCUCUAUUCUUUUCCUCUCUUGCAGAGUUUAAUCCACUUCUCAUUGUAUCACCAAAGUGACUAUGCCAACAGAGCUGCAGGGGAGCUCCCCAGUCUGCUCAAACUCCUAAUAAUAUUAUCUAUUGAUAUCACUUGAUUUGUAGCAAUGUUCGAAAAGAUGCUUCUGCCUUAGCUAAUACAAUCGGUCUAUUUUGUUUUGUGCAAUCCCUUCUUGUUAAGAUGUUCCAUAAUGACAGAUCCCCAACCUGAUAGAGCUGGAGAGACGAGCUCUGCUUUAGUAUAAAGGUAUCCACUCCCUCCAUCACAGCCUAUCCAGUCAGCUAUUCAGGAUACCCAUCGAGUACUGUUGAAACCACACCUGGAAAUAGCCUAUAGGUUUUGGGCAUCUUGUUUUGUGCAGCUCUCUGCUUUAGCUAGGUGUCCAGUUUGCCUUCUUAAUUUACCUCCAAAUGACCCUAAACCUUCUUAAUUUACCUCCAAAUGACCCUAAACCUUCUUAAUUUACCUCCAAAUGACCUUAAACCUUCUUAAUUUACCUCCAAAUGACCCUAAACCUUCUUAAUUUACCUUCAAAUGACCCUAAACCUAUUUAAUUUACCUCCAAAUGACCCUAAACCUAUUUAAUUUACCUCCAAAUGACCCUAAACCUUCUUAAUUUACCUUCAAAUGACCCUAAACCUAUUUAAUUUACCUCCAAAUGACCCUAAACCUAUUUAAUUUACCUUCAAAUGGACAUUAGCCUAAUGCAAUUAUGAUGCAAGGGCCAAAUCAACGAGGUUGUGGGCAGACAUUUUAAAAUCAAUGAAUCGAAUGGUUGGAUGAAUGUUGUGAGUUUUUAUGAUUAAUGCUGACAAGAAUGAUGGAACGACAGAGAUAUCAGAUUGUUGGUUCCGGUUAUUUAUGCAAAUGACAUUUUAUGUGCCUUAUUGUAUGAUAUUUGAUUUUUAAAUUUUAUCUACCUUUUAAAAAAAAAUGUAGAUGUACAUGCAUUAGAUCCCAAAAUGAUUGUAUUAGAAAUAUGUUGUGUGUACUAGUCUCUGGGAGUAACUCCACAUUACAUCCUCUCAGAAGAACCUAAGCUUCUUUCAGAAGGUGCCAUGAAACAAAUCUUUUGAUUUGACGCGACGUUUCCUCCCUUUGGGGCCGACGCGGAACCGACACGGAACCGGAUGUAGAGCUGACAUCAGAGAGGUGGUGUGGGUGUUGUGGUGUGAACUUGUGUUCACAGCCUUCAGCGUUUGCCACUAGAAUGUGAUUUAUGCUACAGCCUAUAGGAUGCUGGUAAAUGAGUGGUGGGGUGAUAACUGACAACGGCAGCAGGAAGUAGGGCUCAGAUUCCAAUAACUGUACAUUGUUUAGGCUUGUCUUUUUAUUUCUGCAUCUUUUUAUUAAAUGAAUGAACCAUG